Heterotrigona itama is the source of this 5648-nucleotide messenger RNA. Lineage: Eukaryota; Metazoa; Arthropoda; Insecta; Hymenoptera; Apidae. The record is from the annotation of a GenBank genome assembly.
AUGAGUAGAAGUAAAUAACCAAAUUAAAGAAAAAUUUAAUUGUUAGACCUCUUUAUAUUUAUAUGUUAAGAACAGUGUAUAUAUUAUGUAUUUAUUAUGUAAAUCAUAAUAUCAUGAACUAAUUAUAAAUCAUUUCGACUAUAAAUAAUAUAAUUACAUUAAAUUUGUUUAAACACUUGUAAUCAAAAUAAAUACUGUGAAAUCAUUAUAAAUUAAUGUUUCGCGCGCAAAACAGAAACUAAAAUUUUAUCUGAUUGGGGCACCUCCCAGGAUGUUAGAUCUUAUAAAAGUUAAAUUAGCAAUUUAUUUCUUACCAACUCCUAAAUGUUCUUUAACUUGUUUCCAUGCCAUUGUCAUACUAAUUAACAACUUAUUAUAAUAAGGUAUAUACACUAAUUACAUUUCGAUUCGCACGUUCGUUGUGCGAACAAAAUACAACUCUUUUAUCUUGACAUCUAACACAACUGCAACACGAAACAGGAUGGCCAGUACUUAAAUGUUAUCACGGUGAUGAGAAUACGAAGCAAAUACACCACGAAAUAUACCCUAGCUAAUAGAUAUUCAAACGAAGCGUACAUUUUCUCACAUUAAAAGCCGCGAAAAGUGGAAUUUUUUAAACUGAUCUUAUCAUAUUCGCGAUAGUUUACAGUAAAUUCGUAUAAUAUUUGCAGUUAUUUAUUUUUGUAUUUGUAAAAUGUUCAAUGCAUAAGUAAAAAUAUAUCAACAAAUUAAAGUCGUAUAAAUAUAUAUAAUUAUAUUAUUAAUAAAUUAUAUUAUACUGAAGAUUAAUUUAAAGGCACGUGCUAAUUGAAAUUUAAUUUAAAUACGUAAUAUUCAAAGUUUGUUUUAUUAUAACAAAAAAUGAAAGUUAUGGUUUCUUUAUUUUUAAUUGAAAUCUUAAGAAUAUUCUCUUGAUUUUAUAAUUUAUAAUUAUGUAUAUAUCUAUCGUAUUUGUGGCGUAAAUUAUUUGUUGUAUGCGUAUAAUUAAAUAUAUGUAUAUGAAUAUAAUAUAUAUUAGAUAUAAUAUAUGUUAAACGCCAACACUGGGUUCAUAGCCAUAGGGUCAUUCAAAAGUUCCUCUGUCUACUUGUAACUUUCUCUCGUGAAUUUAAUGUUUAAAUACAUUUUAUUUAAUUGAUAAAUCACGCUUAUAAAAUUUAAUUCGUUUACAUAAUUUUAUAAAUUUAUUUAUAAUUAACUAGACAAUAUUAAUAAUAAAAUGAUGGGACUUCGUGAACCUGAUAAAUUGACAGAGAACACGUCGUCUAAUAAGUAAGAUAAAAAUAUUUUUAAUAAUUUUUUUUUUAAGUCAAUUUAAAAUUUAUUUAAAUGUUUCCUAUGUAUUUUUUAUGUAUUUUGUUUCUUUAUAAUAUUAUUAUUGUUACACGACUAUUGUGGUCACGUGUAUCCAAUUUCAAGCAAUAUAUUUAAUAAUUUUUAAUAUUUAAUUUAAUAUUUAAAUAUUAUUGAUUUUAUAUAGUUAUGUAUUUUUUCACAUAUACAAAAUUAUUAUAAUUUUGUUUUAUAGCAAAGAAUUUACAUUAUAUGUAAGUGAUUUACCUGAAGAAUUAAAUAAGGUAUGUAAAAAUAAUCUUUUUAUCAUUAUUAGCAUAUAUAUACAUAUAAUUAUUACCUUUUUACUGAUUAAGACUUUUGUCAUAUUUUUAUGAAUUUUAUUUAAAGAUAAUGUAUACAUAGAAAUAUAUAUGAAUGCAUAUAUAUGUGUGUGUAUGUGCGCAUCUAUAUGUUUUAGCAUGGUUUAUUAGAAAUUUUCAACCAUUAUGGAGAAAUCAAAGGAUAUUUUUAUCGUCCAAAUACUAAUUGGGCGUAUAUUACUUAUGAUACAUAUCAUAAAGCGGAAAAUGCUAUAAAAGAUUUACAUGAUGUAUCGCCAUUGCGUUUGAAAGUAUCAUUUGCUAAGGAAAAAACUACAAGUGUAAAAAAUACAAAAAUAUCUGUUCCUAAAGAUGUUAUAGAACAAUAUGAAAAUCAUAAUGAAAUAAAUCUUGCAUUAGAAAAUAAGCAAUUGAUACAACCAAAAGGACGAGGCAAACCCUUAGAUAUAUUUAAGAAGAUUGAACCAAAUCCAGGAUUACCAAAAUACUUCUAUACAGCAGAUAAUGAUUUGUUAUAUCCAUAUCCUUCUGAACCACAUAUAUAUAAUCCAUAUGAAAAUGCAGAACCUUAUGCAAGUACAAAUACAUUGUGGACAAGAGGGCAAUUAACUAUUACUCCAACUGGUAAAAGGCAUGUUUCACUUGGUCGGGGUUAUACGUUGUAUGAAAUCCCAGAUCCUGAUCCUGAAAUUUCCAAUCACAUUAAUAAAGUAUAUGAAAAACGUAUUGCUGGCUUAUAUGAAUAUGGGAAAGAUAUCUUACAAAAUGCAAUUGGUAUAUGCAAAGUUUGUUCAAAAAAGACAAAGUAUACAUGUGAAAGAUGUAAUACUUUUUAUUGUAAUAGAAGUUGUCAAGUGACGGAUUGGCCUCAACAUAAGAUUGAAUGUGAAGCUAUUCCAGCUUUAGUAACGAAUAUGCAUUCUAUGCCUGUAUUACAAUCAAAUAAUGAAGAGCAGAUUCAUAUUAAAAACGUUUCUAAUAUUCAAUUACCUCUACGACGACCAAAAAAAUUAAAUGCAAUAACAAAUUCAAAUGAAAUUUUGAAUGUUGCUUUAGAAAACAAAGAUACAAAUAAUAUAAUCGCAAAUAAUUGUAAUUUAAAUUGUAAUUACACAAAUAAUAAUGAUUCAAAAUGUUUAGAUAUUAAAACUAAUAGUCAAGAAAACUUACAUAAAAGCAAAAUAGAAGGAACAAUAUCUUCUAAGGAAAGUAAGACAUUACACAAACAGCCAAUUGAAAAAGAAAUUUCCAACAAUAUAGCUAAAAGUCUACAGGAAGUAGAUAAUGAAGAAAAUGCUAAAAAAUGGCAAAAGUUUAAUAUUAGUGAUAUUCAAAUAAUGGAAAAUGAUAUAUCAUUUUCUAAAAAAACAUUUUUAUCAAAAACUAAAUUUCAAGAUGUAGUAAUAAUUAUAAAAGAAAAUCAUGAAUGUUGGAUUCAAAAGGUAGAAGAUCUGAAUGCUAUUGCAAAAUUAAUGACUGAGAUACAGAAUGAAGUACAAAAAGCACAAAAGGUGGAACCAAUAGUUGGAAAUAUUUAUGCUGUAGAAUAUGAAAAUGUAUGGCAUAGAGCUAUAGUUACUUGCUUAAAUCCAAUAAAAGUACAUUAUAUAGAUUAUGGCAAUGAUGAAUUUGUUGAAACAAAUGAUUUUCGUAAAAUUGAUAAAUAUGUGAAAAUUCCAAGAUUGUGUGCUAAAAUUCGAUUAUCUCAAAAAGCAUAUGAAAAAUAUAAGAAUCUCAAAUAUGAGGAUAUAAUAAGUGUAAAAAUGAUAUCAGUUGAUCCUAACAAUGUUAUUAAUGUUGAAGUUAAAAAUGAAAAUGAUAUAUCAACAUCAGAAGUAAUUCAGACAGAUAAUAAUUCAAAACUAAGUACUUCAACUAUUAUAAAAGUUGACAAUAAAACUGUGAUUUCUCCCGAAAUAUCUACCAAUGAUAGUGCAUUAACUUCUUCUAAUAAAAUAAAAAAUAUAAUAAAUACUAUAACUGCUGGAGACACUGGUAUUUUAGAAAUUCAUGCAGAAAUAAAGAACAAUACUUACAGUAUUACAUUACUGCCUCAUAAUGCAGUACUUGAUUAUGAAAAAUUAUUGAUCAAUUUGCCUAAAGUGUGUGCACAGGCAGCAGAAUGUUCAAAUCAUAGACCAAAAAUAGGAGAUUUAGUAUGUGGUCAAAGAGUUGAUGGAGAUUGGCUUAGGGGAUAUAUUUUAUCUUUGCAACCAUUUUUAAAAAUGGCUAUAAUAGAUGAAGCUAGAAUAAUGUCAAUUAAUAAAACUAUUAGAUGUGAUAAAAUUUUUUCAAAUAUUUAUGCAUUUGGUGCAAUAUUGGAAAUAACUGAUAUAAAACAUAAAUUUAAUGAAGGUGAUCAAUAUGAAUUUAAAGUAACACCGCAAACAAUUAAUUACGAACAAAGUACAGUUAAAAUAGAAAUUUCGAAAGAGCAAUUUAAAACUAAAGCCAUUGUAAAGCCGUGGACACCUAUGCCUGAACAGAAAGGAUUACAAUAUGCUGAAUUGAAAAAUGGAUCUGAGGUACUCCUUACUUCUUAUCGAAGUCACACACUUUUAUUUGUUCGUUCCUUAGAUACUGCAGAGUUGGAACAUUAUAAUUAUGUUAUGCAAAAUAUUGCAAAAUGUGCUCAAACAUGUAUCUCCAUUUUUAAAAGAACCACCAGUCGUGGGGCAAAUGGUAAUAGCUCAAUAUGCUGAUGAGAAUUAUUAUCGUGCAAUUGUUACUAAAAUACAAGAUAAUAAAAUUACAAUUUCAUACAUUGAUUUUGGUAACACAGAAGUUACAAAUAUAAAAAAACUCAAGAUUUUAUCUGAUAAUUUGAAACAGUACUUACAUUUAAUAUUCAAAAAGCUUCGAUCUUGUACAACGAAAGUCAUAUUAAAAGAUGUUUCUAAAGAUGUACCUAUGACAAAAGAAGCAAAUGAUUAUCUAGCUUAUUUAGUAGCAACUGAAGUUCCUCUAUUAUGUACAUUUGAUGGUAUACCUUCCCAAGAUGGUGUAUAUCUUAAACUUCAUAAUGAAAAAACUGUUAACAAAAUAAUAAGUGAAUUACUCAUGCCAACAACUAAAGAAACUUGUGAAGAAGAUAAAACAUGUUAUAUGAUGGAACAUUUAAGCAUUGUUGAUUUAGGAAAAGUUGGUGAUGUUGUUGAAGGAUUUGUGUUGUAUUCUGUUGAAGAUGGUUACAGAUAUGCAAUAUGUCCCUUAGAUUAUGAUCUAAUGACACAUGUUUUUGAUAUAAUGCCAAAAAAGAUGACUACGUUUUGCGAAACAACUUCUCAUUAUAUUCCUCGUGAAAGUGAACUUUGUCUUGCUCUUUAUGCUGAUGAAUGGUAUCGUGGUGUAUGUUUAAGUCCUCGCCAUUCAUCUACAACAAGUAUUAUAUUUUUCGUUGAUUUUGGAAAUACUGAGAUUGUUAACCAUAAAGAUAUACGACUUAUGCCAAAAGACUUUAUAACUCCAUGUGCGCUUGCAAAUAUUUGCAACAUUGUCAAUAUUGCACCUACUGACAAUAGUGGACAAUAUUCUUCUGAAAUAGAAAAACGAAUUUCAGAAUUAAUUAUUCCUGAUAAUUGUAUCAAAAUAAAAAUUGUUGAUUGUGAGCUGGAAUCCAAAAUAUACAAUGUAGAAUUACCAUUAGUUAAAGCUAAAUUAAUUGAAGAGGGUUUAAUAUCCUCUUGAAAGAAUACGCAAAAGAUUAUGCAAUUAUACAAAAGAACAUUUUUUUUUUAAUUAUUAUGCUUAUUUUUUAAUUUUUAUUAAGCUUAAAAUUAAGAUAUUUUGUUAAAAUAGUUAAUAAUUCUUUAAAAACAUUUUUAUAUUUCUUUUAUUAUUUAACAGUUUAAAAAUUUGAUAUCAAAAAUAUGUUAAAUCUGUCAUUUAUUCCAUAUAAGAUUAAAACGUUUUAAAUAUAUCUUUUUAUAUUUUUAUAUUUUGUUAAUAUUUUAUUUUCAUUCAUUAUCUUCAUGUUCAACACAAAAAAAAAUGUAAUAUGAAAUAUAACAUGAAUAAAUGUUGAAAUGGAAA